CUGAAAAAUAUUCAUUAAGAAAGAGAAUCUGAUCUCUUUCUAAUGGAUUCUCCUGACUAAAUAAUAUUUUGGUUGAGAAAUCGAUUUUUCGAUUUCAAAACUCGCGAUGUCAAGCGGGAGGCUUUGCGGCUUCACGCCGAUAACCUUCUGUCGCAAGAUCUCAAGAUUGCAGCUUGCAAGAGGGCUUGCUCUAAAAAGGCUUAUCAAGGGAAAACACGAAUUUAGACGCGCAUCAACAUCAAAGAAGAACAAUGUCGAAAAAAAGAAAAAUAAAGAGAUCAAACGCACAGUUUCACAAAUCUCUUCUUCUGUUGCACAAGCUUCUCCAAAGAGUUUCAAUUCUACAAAACAUGUUUCUACUCCCCGAGCUACCGCGUCUCCUUUGUCAGUAAAGAAUGCAAAGAAGAAAGCGAAUACACCGAAAAAGAACACUUUGGAGGGUUCUUCGCCGAAAUGUUCAGCAAAUUUCAUUUUGAUGGUGGAGUUAAGGAAAAACAUCUUCGCUUUUAGAGAUAUGAUUGAUUUACCUUCUCUUGAUGGUUCUUUAUCUGUCACCGAGAUUAUAACACAAACGAUGGAAGAUCUACAAAAGCUUUCUCCUGAGAUUGUAACCAUUAAUCAAUCUUUUGAAAUGGAAGGAGCUGACAUGGAUAAGAUGUUAAUUUUCUUCUACGAAGAUCUCAGAGCUAUUGGGGAUUCUUGGAUUAUGGAUAGUGACUGGAUUUAUCGAUCUAAGUACAAAAACAGUGGCGUUGGGAAGAAUAAGUCAGAUCGUCUAGUGGAGCAUGUAUUAGCAGCUCUUGAUGGACUAAUCAAGACAACAAGAGAAAGAUUUGGUAUGAUGGAUCAUGAAUCUGAAGGUAGAAAGAGUUUUACACCAAAAGGUGUUUCAUCAGAAGCAAGAAGAAGCUUUACAAGAUCUGCUUCUUAUUCAGAAAGUAACAACUCUUUUUAUCCAUCUCCAUUAACACCAAGAUCAGUACUUCCUGGGACAAUGCUAAUGUCUAGUAACUCAACAUCUCCAAGUCUAUGGAACUUAAGAGCUCAAGCUUUGGAUAGGUUAAGCCCUGUUGAUUUGAAGCGGUUUGCCAUGCAGAUCUUGUCACAAAGAGAUUCAGAGAGUGUUAAUGAAACAAAGAUUGGUAUCGAAGAAGAAAACGAAGAGAGUGAGAUAUUAGUAGAAGAAAAAGAAGAAGAAGAUAAUGAUUUCUCUGUUUUAGAAACAGAGCAUCAUAAGGAAGGUUCUGAAACAGAGCAUGAGACUGAAGCAGAGCAUGAAAUCGAAGGUUCUGAAACAGAGCAUGAGAUUGAAGCAAAGGAUCAUAGCGAACGUUGUGAAACAGAGCAUCAUAUUGAAGGUUUCGAAACAGAGCAUGAGAUUGAAACAGAGGAUCAUAGUGAAACCACAAGUUCAGAGACUAACUCAACAGAAUCUUCUCAAAAAGAAGAUUUGCCUCCACCUCCACCACUUCCAUCACCGCAAACGCCGUCACCAACGGUCUCAAUGUUCAAUACGAAAUCUACUCUUCUCUCACAACCACCACCACCACCUCCAUCACCACAGUCGGAACCGGAACACAAAGCUCCAGCUCCUCCACCGCCGCCUCCUAUGUCAAAAACAUCAGAAAAUAGAGAGUUUUGUCAAUGUCCUAAACUGCAAUCUACAAAUGGAGACAAUGCUCCUUCGAUGCCGGCCCCUCCUGCGCCACCGGGAAGCGGAAGAUCAUUAAAGAAAGCAACUAGCAAAUUAAGAAGAUCAGCACAAAUCGCAAAUCUCUAUUGGGUUCUCAAAGGGAAGCUUGAAGGCCGUGGCGUAGAAGGGAAAACAACAAAAGCAAGUAAAGGGAAAAAGAAUGUUGCAGAGAAAUCUCCUGUUAAAGGUGCAAGAUCAGGAAUGGCUGAUGCACUUGCAGAGAUGACAAAGAGGUCGAGUUAUUUCCAGCAAAUCGAAGAAGAUGUUCAGAAAUACGCUAAAUCGAUCGAAGAACUGAAAUCUUCUAUACAUAGUUUCCAGACAAAAGACAUGAAAGAAUUGCUUGAAUUUCAUAGCAAAGUGGAAUCUGUUCUUGAGAAACUAACUGAUGAAACUCAAGUUCUCGCGAGGUUUGAAGGUUUCCCUGAGAAGAAACUAGAAGUAAUAAGAACAGCUGGUGCCUUGUACAAGAAGUUAGAUGGGAUUCUAGUUGAGCUCAAGAACUGGAAGAUUGAGCCUCCAUUAAACGAUCUUCUCGAUAAGAUAGAGCGUUACUUCAACAAAUUUAAAGGAGAGAUUGAAACGGUUGAGCGAACAAAAGACGAAGACGCUAAAAUGUUUCAGAGGCACAACAUUAACAUCGAUUUCCAAGUUCUUGUUCAAGUCAAAGAAACUAUGGUUGAUGUUUCAUCAAAUUGCAUGGAGUUAGCACUAAAGGAGAGGAGAGAAGCGAACGAGGAAGCGAAGAACAGUGAAGAAAGCAAGAUGAGUAAUAUGAAGGAAGAGAGAGCUAAGAGGCUAUGGAGGGCUUUUCAGUUUGCUUUCAAAGUUUAUACAUUUGCAGGAGGUCACGACGAACGAGCAGAUUGUUUAACAAGACAACUUGCACAUGAGAUUCAAACAGAACCUGAUCAAACCGAAUCAUCGAUCAUGUCUUGAAAACCAGAAAAAAGCUUCAUCACAUGUUUUACUCAAUGAAACCAAGAAGAGAUUGAUGCUAGAAGAUGGUUUACAAUACUUCAUUUUUGUGUGUCUCUAGUUUUGAUUUUGGACCAAUGCAAAGAGACAAAAACCAUUUUUUUCAUUUCAUAUAUAUAUAUUUACAAUUUUACAUGACAAAGAAGCAAUCAAGCAAAUGAUCUUAA
This is a messenger RNA of Arabidopsis arenosa, 2838 nucleotides long. NCBI's taxonomy places the organism in Eukaryota, Viridiplantae, Streptophyta, Magnoliopsida, Brassicales, Brassicaceae. The record is from the annotation of a GenBank genome assembly.